This is a messenger RNA of Trichobilharzia szidati, 4460 nucleotides long. NCBI's taxonomy places the organism in Eukaryota, Metazoa, Platyhelminthes, Trematoda, Strigeidida, Schistosomatidae. The record is from the annotation of a GenBank genome assembly.
AACAAUUAAAACAGGGCAUUCACAAUGAUAAUUUUGUUCAAUAGGAAAAUAAAUACAAAAUUAAGUGAAAAUAUUAACAACAAUGUAACAAUGGAAAAAAAUAAUAAGAGGGCCGUUUACUUAGAGUUCCACAGUGAUUUGGUGGUUUUCUGUCUUACACUUUUCUCAUCACAUAAAAGUGUGCUAAUUAAGGUAUCGUAGAGUUUUUGUACUUAGUUGUCCGAGCAUAUAGUCUUCCAUAGUUGCCUCUAGUUCUAUCUGAUGAGAUGCAAGGAGACACCUGUGCAUAGAGAAGAUGCUCAGAGUCUGACAAAAUAAUGUUCGCUAAAUUUCUUGCAGGAAUUCAUGUUUCUAUCUACGGUAGAAUUAACGAGUUGGUUUAGCAACGCCCCACUUUCCUUACUGAUGGCCUUUAGCGCCCUUCGCAUUAUAAAAGUUUUUCCUAAGUAGCCCGGGAAAGAUUCGGGGAGCAGUAAAAAGGUAUUGGCAGAAUACAAGAAUUUGGGAUAUCGUAAUUAUACUUAAAGAAAAGAUCAUAAGACCAAUCAGAUACUGGUAAAAUUUGUCAUCGUAAAACGUGUUGGGUAAUGUAAGGUGUAACCCAGAGGGGUGACUAAGUGGAAGUUAGAAGAGAGCCAGAAGUUUUUUUAUUCUUUACUUUCCCUAGUGAAACAUAGGGCUUCAAGCUAGAGACUUGAAUUUUCUGUAGCAGUGGGGUUUAUUUUUACGGGAUGGGGUUGCUGGCCCCGUCCACAACCUUCCCCUUUUACCAGUCUUAUUACUGGUCUAGGGAGGUAUAGGAGUGCGCUGGCUGGGGAUCGAACCCCAGACCAUACGCGUGGUCAGCAAGCUUUCUACCUCUGUGCCACCAACGUGGCCGACAGGCUGGCUUAAAAUAACUCUUAUGGAUUUUAUUGACUGACUCCAUAUUUUUGUUUGGCCACCACUGACUCUUUUAGAACCUGGUCCCGUGCCAAGUAACAUUGAUCACCGUCAAGGAAGACGAUGGCUAGGCAUGUGUAACAUAUGUCUUAGCAGUCUCAGUCGAUGUAACUUCACAACCUCGUCGAUUGAUUUCCCGUCUUUACCACCUAACACUAAACCGAAGCCUAAACAUAUCAAUAUUACUCACCAUAUUAUAUUGACCAACAUGGGGGAUAGAACGCAAACACCACUUAUAAUCACAGACAGACAGCCAGGCCUUCCAUGUCUUCUACUUUCAACAGCCAUGCCUCACAGCCAUGAAGGAGGAUGAGGCGAACUGCUGCUGACCAGUACACACGAUACCAGCCCGAUAUCACGUCUGCUACACGAGAGAUGGCAUGUGUUGGCAAAUACCAAACGAUCCUUCUGUAUCCGUGCUGAGAUUUCAUCAGCGAUCAAUCUGUUAGAGCUGAUAUAACAAAUUAGCUUAUGACCUAAAGGCAUAAAGAUGUGUUUAGUUUACAAUAACAACACAGCUCUGUGCCUUUUUGGGUCUGUUACUAAAAAUGCAUUUUACUUUUCGUCUACCUAACUUUGAAAAGUGAGAACAAUCUCAUAAUUCUAAAAUUUCCUUCAUUCAAUAAUAAUAAUAAGUGCCAAAUAAUGACUAAUCAAUAAGAUUCUGUAGAAUGGACAGGAACUAGUGGGAAGACGAUAAAGUGUUUUCAUGUAAAAUCUGUAUGAAAACGCAGUGUUAUUAAUCAACGGUAAUAGAGCAAUAAUAAAAUAUGGGUGAUGGGAAAUAUAAUGAUAAUAAAAUAAUAACAAUAAUAAUAGUAAACCUACAUAAUGAAAAAGGAAGAAGCAAAAUUAUAGUAAGAACUUUACUCUGGCCACGGUAGGGCGAGUGAAUGUAUGUAGCGCUUUUGAAUGUAGAGGUCUCGUUUCAGAUUCCAAAUAGCUAAUGAUUCAGCUAUUUACAUGUGGCAUAUGCGAAACUCAUUUGUACGAUAUUGACUGACUCUGUGUAGCACUGUGAAGCAUUCAUACGGGGUUCUCGAUGUCCAGAGAUGACAAGGUGUUUGAGGAUGGAGCUUCUACCAUUAUUCUUUUCUCCUCUGGCUAACCAAGAUGGACAAUGCUCCAGGACACGUUUUUGGACUUGACGUUGUGUACAGCCGACAUAAUUUGCUACACAUGAUCAAAUAAAUUGAUAAAUAUAUAUUCAGGUGGUCAAAAGCGGUAUCUUAUCCUUAACUUUAGACUGGAUUAACUGUCUGCUGGAGGAAUGUGAACUAAAUAGUUCAUGUAAGUCGCGCUUACGUCUGAAAGAUAUACAUUAUUAAGAAACAUUCAGAAGUUAAGCUUCACAUAAAGAAGUGCAAAAUACUUUUUCCAAAGUGGGACAGAAUUAAAACAAUAACUCUAUAAAAUAUAAAGUACAUGUAAAAUAUUCUUGUAGAAAUAAGACUAUUAGACUAAGUUAAUUUUUUUUGAAGAAGUCUUCAGAGUUUGAAGAUUUAUCGUGGAAAAAGAAGGAAAUAACAGCUAGCAUUAAAUUUGAAAAAAUAUUUACAUCAGUGAACUAGUUUGUGCCUAAUUAUAUGAAAAACGUAAUGGCAGUUUUUUAGUCAAGAAGUUCUAAACAACAUUGUAGGCUUUGAUAGAAUUUUACAUUUUGGUGAGGGAGCUAAAGACAGUGUUAAGCUCUGGUUGUUUGUGCUAUUCUUAGUGACCGUAUUCAUUCAGGUCAGUGAAAUUCCUCGAAAACUGGCUGACUACUGGUGGAUUAUUUGUUAAUUGGGAACGAAAGUGAACAAAUGUUGUUUCUCUUUAUUUUUCAAUUAAAUUUUAGAGUCACGUAAUUAUGAUGAUCAAAAAUUCUGAUGAAGAAGUUACUAUUCAUACAGCAGUGAAACAUGGAGACUUAAUGCUGCUUAAAGAGAUGAUUUCAAGUGGGGCUAGUAUAAAUGAAAUUGACAAACAGUCAUUCACUCCGCUACAUUGGGCCGCUAAUGUUGGUGCUAUUGAGAUUUUACAAUAUUUAUUAUGGAAGAAUGCUGAUCCACUGAUUGUUACUAAAAGCGGCUGGACUCCUGUUCAUAUUGCUGCUAUACGAGGAUAUGAGAAUUGCAUAAAGUCUUUGGCUGAAAGAGGUGUUAGCCUUUCAGCUCAAGACAAGUAUGGUCAAACUCCGGGUCAUAUGGCUUCAAUUCAUGGAAAUUCUGGCAGUCUUUUAACCCUUUUACGUUCUGGUGCUGAUGUGGAGACAGUAGAUAUAAAUGGAUGGACAAUGUUACAUGCAGCAGCAUUCCAUGGACGGCUUGGAUGUGUUCAAGUAUUACUUAAGUGGGGUUUACGAAUAGAAGAUACUGAUAAAGCGGGAAAUAAUGCUGUUCAUCUUGCAGCAAUGGAAGGUCAUUUGCCUGUGUUACAGUGUUUAGUCAGCCAAGUUCACACGCCAUUGUAUUUACUUGAUACUCCAAAUGACCAUGGAGAAACCGCUGAAGCUCUAGCUAAACGAUUUUUGAAACAUGAUGUUGAAAUGUAUAUUAAUAAACUUAAAACUGAGAAAACAUUUCACAAAGGAUCAGACGAUAUUGAACAGUUGGCAUUUCCAGCUCAUACAGCAGCUUAUUCUGGAGAUUUAGUUCAGUUACGUGCUUUGAUAGAAUCAGGCACUGUGAAGAUUGAUGAAAGAGAUGAACAAGGCGCAACACCACUACAUAAAGCCGCAGGUCAAGGACAUAUCAAAAUUGUUCAAUGGCUUAGAGAGAAUGGCGCUGAUCCAAGAUUGAGGAAUUCAAUAGGUGAAUCACCUGCUGAUGUAGCUCGAAGAUAUGGUCAGCUCGGAACGUUAAAACUUUUAGUAUCUAAAUCUGAAGAAGGAAACGAAAAGGACGAAGUAUCAGAUACAGAUUUACCAUCUGAUAUACCAUAUGGUUAUACGGAAGGUGAAAAGAUGCCUGAACUUAUAAUGGACAAAAAUGCUGCACUUGGCAGGGCUAAAAAGAGAAUAGAAAAAUUAGAACGCUUAUUAGAUUUGGCUAAAUCAGAUUAUAAACAACUUGGUGGUCCAUUGGAUGAAGAAGAGAAAGAAAGAUACAAAAUCCUACAAGAAACUGAUCGCGAUUACGAAAAACAAAUUGAAGAAUUAAAAGCAACACUAGAAUAUGAACGUAUUCGUCGAGAGAAAUUGGAGGCACGUUUAGAUGAAUCUAGACGGGAAAUUGCAAAAUUAAAUAUGCAGUUAAAUGAGAGUUGUACAGACCAAUUGGAUAAUGAUGUGACUGUCAAACCAAGAAAUCAAAUGGCUUCCAAUUAUCAAAAUGUAAGAAAAGUUAAUAAAUUUGAAGGAAGUACAAGUAGUGUCACAAGUAGUACAUACAGUAAUAAAUCAAAAACAAAUGAAAGUUUAAAAGCAAGGAGAAUUCAUUGAAUUGUGUUUAACUUUCACAAUGAUAAUGAUAAUUGCAUAUCAAGUAACAUACUGUUUAUUGAUAAUUGAAUUAGAUAACUGUUCAAUUUUCAGACGA